AUCAGCAUCGUUCCUAAACCGACAAAACGGCACCCCAUACGCGUGUCCCUCGACGCGAACGAAUUGUUAUCUACCUUGUUUCUGAUACUUUUUGUUCGGACGCAGUGACACGCGAGUGAACAAUACAAUUUUUCUUGUUUUCUUUUGCUUGCUUCUCGGCAAUCCAAACCGAAAAAAAUGAGAAACACGCGAAUUUUCUUCCACUCUUUGAACGUUUGAAAAGCAUGGAGACGGACGACGACGAAACAGAAUGUCAUCAAACUAUUUAAUGGACAAGCCAAGAUGACCGAUUUACCGAAACGGUUCGUCUUUUUACUCGGAUUCUUAGUUCGCGCAAUCGUUUGCGAUUGUCCUCGAUUGUGCGAAUGUAAAUGGCGGGAUGGAAAGGAGUCCGCGGUUUGUGUAAACGCGAAUUUAACCUCGAUUCCGAGUCAAUUGGAUUCGGCUACGCAAGUAAUCGAUUUAACGAAUAAUUACAUUCCGAAUUUGAAGGAGGACGAUUUCAGUAAAAUCGGAUUGUUAAAUCUUCAGAAAAUUUACGUUGCAAAGUGUAAGUUGAAAACGAUCGAUAAGUUCGCGUUUCGGAACUUGAAGAAUCUCGUUGAGCUCGACUUAAGCUACAAUCUUAUCACCUCGGUUCCUUCGCACGUUUUCGGCUCGAUUCAGGAAUUAAGAGAGUUAAAAUUAGGUGGAAAUCCGAUACAAGGAAUUCCAAACGAAGCCUUCGACGGAUUACAACAUCUCAUACGAUUGGAAUUAUCCGACUGCAAGAUCUCGUCGAUCAAUCCGAACGGUUUCAAAGGAUUAGAAGGAUCACUGACGUUCCUUAAAUUGGACAAUAACAAACUGAAGGAGUUGCCCGCCAACUCAAUCUCUUCCCUUCGGCGGUUACAAGGUUUAGAGUUAAAUGGCAAUCCGUGGAACUGUUCUUGCGCAUUACGACCCCUUCUCGAUUGGAUGUCGAAACAAAACGUACCAUUUGGAGUGCCUCCUAGUUGUCAAUUCCCGGAAAGGCUCGAAGAAAAACCGUGGGAUAAACUCGGACUCGACGAAUUCGCUUGCGUCCCAGAAAUAUUCGCGUACAACUCGAAAACGCAAGGAGUCGAAGGCAAAAAUGUUACGAUGACUUGUCGGAUAACGGGAAUCCCAGAACCGAGUGUGAGAUGGCUCGUUAAAAACCGAGUUAUAGCCAAUUUAUCCGGAACUACAUUUUCAAACGGAAAAAAAUUAUACAUCGUUCAUCUAAAAAAUAACUCCAGCAACUUAACCAUUUUAACAGCCGACCUACAAGACGCCGGCGUUUACAUUUGCUCCGCAGAAAACAAAGCUGGUAAAGCAGAAGCCAGCGUUACCUUAGCGGUUUCACGAAGACUCGUCGAUAACACCACGGCAAAAACAAUCUUCGUAAGCACCAUAGCCGGAUGUGUACUUGCGUGUACGUCUUGUUUAGCAGUGCUUUGUGUAUACGCCAUGCGAAAGAGACGCGAAAAUGUGUCUUGGAGGCGAUCGGAUCGAUGUAACGAGGAGAAUUACGAAAAAAUCGAGUUAAAUAAUAAAGUUAGUGAGAUAUCCGUUGUGAGCGGGCAGAAAAAGAACGGUGAGUACAGGGUGGUUCCCGCUGGGGAUACCGAUCAAGAAGUUGAAGAUGAAGAGGAUCACAGUGAAGAAAACGGUGGAAAAGAAAGGAAAGAAACGAAAUUUUGGACUAUGAGUCGAUCGAGUAGUCCCGAAAAUGAUGAAGUUGGGAGAAAAACGAAAAAAGAAUUGAAAGAACUAAAAGAACCAAGGUUUGUUAAUUCUAUUUGUUAAUUCAUUCAGCGUUGCCAACCUUACCGAUUUAUCGGUAA
Onthophagus taurus is the source of this 1847-nucleotide messenger RNA. Lineage: Eukaryota; Metazoa; Arthropoda; Insecta; Coleoptera; Scarabaeidae. The record is from RefSeq and is a predicted model, not a curated record.